This is a messenger RNA of Bolinopsis microptera, 1269 nucleotides long. RefSeq lists its product as uncharacterized. The coding region runs from base 123 to 716 and encodes 197 amino acids. NCBI's taxonomy places the organism in Eukaryota, Metazoa, Ctenophora, Tentaculata, Lobata, Bolinopsidae. The transcript has 4 exons. The record is from RefSeq and is a predicted model, not a curated record.
UGUUACACAGACUAAUAAACAUCGCGACGUUUCUGUUGCUGUGGUGUUCAGAGAUAACAAGAGGACAGUACGUGAUAACGAUAAGCCGGAAUGAGGUUGCCAACAUUUACUGUUACUCUACCAUGGAACAAACUAAGUUCAGAAACACUUCCAGAGAGUGUUUGCCAGAACCUGAAGUUAGACCCCCAAUAGUAACAGAGAAUAGUUGUAUGACUAAAGUAGACUCCACGAAGGACCUCCCACUGAAGAUUACCUGUCAGACUGCAGGAGAAAGUCUCAAUAUUAGUGUUCUUGUUAUUCCUGAGAUCGCCCCUAAAUCAAGGUAUAAUACAACAGUGUCAGCAGACGAUUCCCCCUUUUGGUGUCUGAGCGAACUUACAAGCAGUGAUAUUAGUGCUGGACAUCUUCUUUCCCUUACUUAUACUGGUAUGAGAGACGAGAAAGAGAGGACCCAGUUCUACACAGUAACCCUGCUGCCCACCUGGGAGUUCACACUAGGUCGACAGUUCAGCUGUAACAACACAAACUACACACUAAACCGAGUAUACACGUGUCUACAGUUCGUACCAACAGGCUGGCCCAGCUUCACUAACUGUACCACCCUGCAUAAAGUGGGGAUCACUAUUUUUGUGGUGUUGGCUUUCCUUACUGCGUACUGUGUUAUGUGUGUAGGUCUCACUAACUUAUUACAGCUGUGUAGGAGAAAGAAAGUUUGAGUUGCUUUUCUGAUUUGUUAAAUGCUACACCUUACUACACCUUACUACACCUUACUACACCUUACUACACCUUUAUUAGAUAAGUUACCUGAAGAAGGUGUUGAAAUGCUGGAGUAGUUUUUUUUGUGAUCAAUUUUUUGAAUGGUUGAGUUUCUAAAAUGAUAACAUCUGAUAAGCAAAAUGAUUUAGAGUUAUUACAUAACAACUGUUAUUAAAUUAUUAAAUUAUCAAGUUUAAAAAUCGCAUCUUCACGCUUUUUAACGCUUUUAUAUAAGAUGAGACGAAUUUAUUGAUGAGCUCCGUAAACACGAUGAGGUCGAAUCAGGACUUUCACUAAUAUUUCACAAAUACUUAACUAAUCAAGAUAUUUCCUAUUUCAGAUCACGUACAUUGUCAGCUGUAAUUAACAAGUGUAAUAUGAUUAAUAUUUUUAAAAGCUUGGUUUAACUGUAGGAGUACUGUUCAACACCACUCUAAACAAACAUUUGUAAUCUGCAUUCAAUAUUCUAAUAUUUAUUUUACUUUAUUUACAAAACCAUCUUGUAAUGUUAUU